Molecule: messenger RNA, 1855 nt
Organism: Sorghum bicolor (sorghum)
Lineage: Eukaryota; Viridiplantae; Streptophyta; Magnoliopsida; Poales; Poaceae
Product: pre-mRNA-splicing factor ATP-dependent RNA helicase DEAH1
Exons: 2
Coding region: 644-1855 (403 amino acids)
Cellular component (GO): intracellular anatomical structure
Molecular function (GO): RNA binding
Source: RefSeq, a predicted model, not a curated record
CAUCUACUGCUUUGACUUCGACGCCGUCUCCUUCCCCUCCUGUUUCGACGUCGACGGCGUCCCCUUCCCAUUAUCCUAUUUUUGCAAGGGCUCCCGCAUCUCCUGCUCCUUCUGCGUCGCCGCCUCCUUCAUGUUCCACUUGCAGAGCGCCGUCUCCUUUCCCUCCUGCUUCGCCGUCUCCUUCCCCUUAACCUCUUUUUGCAAGGGCUUCCCCACCUCCUGCUUCUGACUUCGACGCCGCCUCCUUCUGCACAGCCGUGGAGCACGACCGCCUUCUCCAUGUUCCGCUUGCCUAGAUCCAUCUCCUUCUUCUACUUCGACGCCGCCUCCUUCUGCGCCACCGUGGAGACGGCCGCCUCCGCCAUGUUCCACUCGCCCAGAUCCACAAUUCGAGAGGUGGUGUGACGGGGAGAUGGUUGAGAGCAGUUCAGCGGUUUAGGGCCUGUUUGGAUAUGGGAUCUGUCAUCUGUGCUGCUAUUUCCAAGGACUACAUGUUGGAUUCGGCCCGGCACCGACUAGGAAAGCCCGACUCCGAGUCCACAUCUCGUUCGGUCGUGUUCCGAUUCUCAAUCCACUCUACAAAACUGUUGGAUGCCGCACAGCCGUGCGUCCCUCGUGUCGUCGCCUCCUGCAACUUCCAGGCAUGGCAACCGGCGUUCCGCCGGAACCCGAGCCCCAGGCACCGGCGAUCUCUCACCACAUUGGUACAAUCCUCGAUUAUCUCCAAAACUAUAGGAUUGUCCUUGUCUCCGCGGCGCCAGGCUCCGGCAAGUCCACGGUGCUCCCCCGAUACCUCGCCAACUAUGGCUUCGGCCCGGUCAUCUGCGCGCAGCCUCGGCUCCUCGCGGUGACCGUGGCCUCGUCGAAACCCGGCCAGGAGCGGGAUUCCGACGACGUCUGGUUCACGACCACCCGGGUGCUCAUCGACAUGUUGUGCUGCAACGACGGGAGGCCGGCCUUCGCCGCGGCGUUCCGCACGGUCGUCGUCGACGAGGCACACGACCGCACGCUCUGCACCGACCUCCUCCUCGGGGUAGUCAAGGCCGCCGUGGCCACGGAGGAAACGGGUCACCUCAACGUGGUCGUCUGCACCGCCGGCGGACCGGAAGACAGCUCGCUCAGCGACUUCUUCUUCGGCGCGCCGAUCGUCGCGUUCCAGCGCGCGCUGCACCCCGUCGCGGUGCACUACUCGCGGGGGCCCAUGCUCGACAUGGUGAGCGCGGUGGUCGACGAGGUGACGGACAUCCACAGGUCGAAGCCGCCCGGCGACGUGCUGGUGUUCUUGCCGGAUAUCAUCCGCAUCCAGGAGGCCUACGAGAAGCUUGCGCAGCUCGACCUGCCAGGGCUGGUCCUUCGCUUCGUCCACGACAACCUCCCGGAAGAGUUCAUGGACUACGCACUGGACCCUGCGCCAGGUGGAUCGAGGAGAGUCGUGCUGGCGACGGACGUGGCCGAGACGGCUGUUCUGGUCCCCGGGAUCACGUACGUCGUCGACACCGGCGUGCUGUCAGAGGACCCGCUUGCGAUGGUCUCCAAGGAGGCGGCGAUCAGGCGGGCAGCGGUGGCCGGCGCCGCCUCUGCGGGGCACUGCCACCGGCUCUACAUGGAGGGCGAGUACGCUGGAUUCCAAGAGCACACAGUUCCGCACGUCAAGCGAGAUGGCGGCGCGCUCAACAAGCUCGCGCUGAUGCUCAAGAGACACGCUGCUGAUGGCAUGCCGGGCUUCGAGCUUCUUGACCCGCCAGUGGCGCCAUCACUGGAGAAUGUUGUUGCUGAGCUGGUCACCAGCGGCUACUUGGAUAAGCAUGGCAAAUUGACAGAGGAAGGGAAACGCGAAGCAUACGAUGAAGACUAA